Neodiprion fabricii is the source of this 750-nucleotide messenger RNA. RefSeq lists its product as uncharacterized. The transcript has 2 exons. The coding region runs from base 1 to 750 and encodes 249 amino acids. The record is from RefSeq and is a predicted model, not a curated record. NCBI's taxonomy places the organism in Eukaryota, Metazoa, Arthropoda, Insecta, Hymenoptera, Diprionidae.
AUGAGCUUGGACGGCAGGAACAAACCGAGCAACAAGAGUCCACGAAAAGGAAGGACUUCGUCGGCCGGGGCCUCGGACGACGAGAUCAGCGUGAUAGCGGUGAUAAAGAAGGGCAGUAAUUCUGCAGGUAUUCCGAAACGAGCGAGGUAUCACUACAUCCGUGAGCUGCCAUUGGCCGUGGUAAAGUCGUUCAAAAAGUCGUUUCAAAAAGCCGAAGAGACUCGGACCCCCGUUUCCAAUACUGGAGAAUCACUCCGCGGGCCCAGAUCGGAUGGUCAAGUGAAAAAACCACGAGUGAUCGACCUCAGCGACCAGGCAUCAAAGAUGGAACUUCGUAGGCAAUUCAAUGUCACCGAGAAGGAUGAAGACGAAGAUCGAUUGAGCUCCGGUUCGGUCUCCACGGGACUGCCCUCGGUACCAGUUCACAAACUUCCUCCAGGAACUGUCCUUAUAAAACAAGAACCCAGAAUGGAGAGCGCCGACGGAAACGACGACACUUUCACUGUCAGGACCCCGGAAGCCGACGCAGCCCCGAACAACUCGAACGGAAGCUCAGUUGAGACAACGACGGCCACGACUACGACAACGACUGGUAGCAGCAGUAGCAGCAGCAGCACAAGCAGCGGCAGUAGCGUCAGUAGCUGUGGUAGCGCUAGCAGCAGUGGUGGCUUUGAGUCCCGACCCGCCACACCAUCCAGCAAAGUUAAACGCACACACAGAGCAGCCAGAGCGAGUGGAGGAAAAAAGUAG